AUGAGUCGGGUGCAAUGGCCAGACGAUUGGUACCGAUGGCCCGCAAGAGGUCAUAGCCAACGUGGCGAGGGUGGUCGUUGGGCCCGCCCCGUGGGUCGCGUAUGGCUUGGGCGAAGCGACCGACACCCCGGACACUGGUGGAAGGAUGAGGCCCCCCUGAACGUCGCAGCCGGCGUGGGCGCGUCCUUCCAUGAUCGAUGGCGUGGGGCAAAUCAUGUGGAGCAGAUCGUGGCACCCGCGAUCUCGCAAAUUCCAUCUCCGCAGUUUAGAGGUCAAGCUGUGACCACAAAGAAACCAACUUUGAGUCUGGCGGGAGGUUUGGCAGGAUGGCCUCAGAGUGGUGGACAUUGUCUGCUGCACGAUGUCUGGUCCUGGAACUUUCAAUACGAGUGGGAGGCGUUUAUGUCCAUCUUGUCCGAGAAAGCCCAUCCAGAACGACCCGUCAUGGUGGCGUUAGAUACGGAGUUUCCGGGCUUUCUGCUCGAAGAUCAUCCCUUUGCGCCCAGAUCGGCCCGUUACACUGCUUUGCGCGAAAAUGUGGACUAUCUGUGGCCCAUCCAAUUUGGUUUAGCAGUGGCUGAUUCCGACGGAGCCCCGUUGGGCGCCUGGACCUUCAAUCUUUCCUUCAACUUAGCCACAAGUCUCUACUCUGAGGACAGCGUGAGGUUCCUCCAAGCCGCCGGUGUCGAUUUCCCCAGACAUGCCGUGGAGGGCAUCGAGCCAUCCACCCUGGCCUGGAAGUUGUCUCGGUCGCCUCUGGUGGGGAUGCAUCGCAACAGCCCUGAGUGGGUCACCUUCUCGGGCUGGUAUGAUUGGGGCUACCUCCUGAAGCUGGUGACAGGCAACCCGAUGCCGUACGACAUCAAUGCCUUUGAUGAGUUGCUGUCCACCUUGUGUCCCACACGUAAAGAGCUGCGGGAUCUCUUGCCACGGGGGUCGUUGGAUGCUCUGCUGGGCUCGCACGGACUGAGACGCCUCGGCCCGGCACAUACCGCCGGAAGCGAUGCCCUUGCCACGCUGGAACUCUUUUUGCACGUGCGGAUGAACGGGACGAACGAAGAAGCUGCCAAGGCCUUGACAUUGGCCGACGGUAAAGCCUUGAUCGACCCCGUAGCGCCGAGCGACGACAUAGCAGAUGCGGAGAACUCGGGGACAAGCACCGCCACAGGUACAACUGAUGAUGCUCAAGCGUCCUCAAGGGAUGUGAGCGCUGAUGUUGAAAAUGAGCCCUGCGUAAGUGAAGCGGGGAGUCAUAGCGGUAGUGAACCAUGGAAGCAGAUCUCCGACGAAGAACCUGAACUGUGGGAGGUCCCCCACCGGCACCAUCAUCGCUUGGAACUCCGGGGGCUCAGACGCGUGAGGCAUCGACAUCGUGGACCUCGCCAUAGAUACGUGGACGACGGCCCACCCUUUCCGGUCCCUCACCGCUGGCACUUCGACUCCACCGUCACGGAGCGCUCGCGUCCACUGUCUGAGAGAAUCCUGGAGUUCAUUGACAUUGACAACGAAGUUUGGGAGCCCGUUCUUAAGGUCUUUCACGCGACUGGUUACACGAGCCUUUUCUUCAUCAUAGCGAUUUUCACCUUGACGGUCUUCAGUGCACUGUACUUAUUGCUGUGA
Messenger RNA from Cladocopium goreaui, 1620 nucleotides. The record is from the annotation of a GenBank genome assembly. Lineage: Eukaryota; Dinophyceae; Suessiales; Symbiodiniaceae.